Molecule: messenger RNA, 1859 nt
Organism: Dioscorea cayenensis subsp. rotundata (Guinea yam)
Lineage: Eukaryota; Viridiplantae; Streptophyta; Magnoliopsida; Dioscoreales; Dioscoreaceae
Product: probable mediator of RNA polymerase II transcription subunit 26b
Exons: 9
Coding region: 210-1568 (452 amino acids)
Cellular component (GO): nucleus
Source: RefSeq, a predicted model, not a curated record
GGGAUUCCAUUAUUAUCUCUCUUUCACGCUGGUCCCUUUCAGUUUCCGAGAGGAAGAUAAGGAAUUCUCGAAGCAAAGUUGGGAAAAAAACGGAAGGGAGAGAUCGAAAACCUUUGGUUUUUGGUUGUUUGAUUGGGAUUUCAGGAUCAAAAACUCAUCUUUUUUGUUGAAUCUGGCUUAAAAAUCUUAUCUUGGAGUGAAGGGAAGGCAUGGCGAGUGAGCCGAGGACGAUGGAGUGGUGGAGGAGCUUCUUUCGGAGCUCCGGCGUUGAUAUCUUUGAGGUUGUUCAGCGAUCGAUCGUCGUCGCUGUGUUGGACUAUCCGAAUGUGUUCCAAUUGAGGCGUGACGAGAUUGCGGAGACUUUGUUCACUUGCCACUUGGCCCAGCGCGGUGGAGAUGGUGAUGUGCUGUCUGAGAAGACUGUUGAUGAGGUGGUGGAUGAGAUGAAGAGCAAGAGAGGUCACAGUGAUGGUGAGAUGAGGGAGAACAAGGUGGAUGGAAUGCCGAGCAAUUGUAGUUAUGAUGUGGCGGAGGCACUGACGGAGGAGAUGGAGGAGGAGUCUUUGAUUGUUAGAGAGGUUCUUAGGAUCAAGGAAGUGCUUUGCAAUAAAGAUGAGUCUGAUAGUGUUCUGUUUGAAUCUUUGAGGAGGCUGGAGUUGAUGGGAUUGUCAGUGGAAGCUCUCAAGGAGACUGAGAUUGGAAGAGCUGUUAAUGGUUUGAGGAAACAUAACUCGAAGCAGAUUCGCCAUCUUGUGCGAACUCUCAUCGAUGGUUGGAAGGUUUUGGUUGAUGAAUGGGUCAAUGCCACAGCCGCCAUUGCUGAUAAUUCACCAGUGUCUGUCCAUUUACCUAUUGCUGAUGAGGAAGAAGGCCUCCCUUCUCCUCCUCUUGACGAGGGAGCUCUAUUCAUAACUCAGACUGCUGACAUCCAGCUCUCAGAGUUCUUCGAUGGCAUGGAUGAAGAUGGAAAUAUUAGAAAUAUCGAAGACCAAGGUGUUGAUCUCAGCAGAAACAGUGGCGUGUACGAUGUGAAAUGUACAAAACAGGAUUAUGAGAGAAGGCAUAUGGAAAAUCGGAAACCAGUGAAACCACAACAGCCACCUCAUCAGUUGCCUAUUGCUGAAGAUAAGGGGAAGGCAAAAAUUCAAGACCCAGUUGGCAGGCAAUUGAAACAACAAGAAGAAGCUGGUACAAUGAACAAGCAAAGCCGGAAUGAUUAUGCAGAUAAUUUGUAUUCGGAAAGACCAUCAAAACAAGGCUAUGAGCAAAAGAAACAAUUCAGUGAAUUUAAGUCCCGCCAACAAGACAUUUCCGGGAUUCAAAGGAAACCUUCCUCUGCUACUCUACAAGAUAAAUCCAAGUAUUCAGAAGAGGUUUCGGAUAAGGCGAAGCUAGAAGCUGCAAAGAGGAAACUUCACGAAAGGUACCAGGAAGCAGAAAACGCAAAGAAGCAAAGAACCAUUCAAGUAAUGGAACUGCAUGACAUACCGAAGCAGGCCAAUAACUUCAGGCAGCCGUUCACAAAACCGAAAAACAACAUCAGGAAUUGGGCAAACGUCCGACGCUGAGUUGCCAAUAACGUUCUCCUGUAUUUUGACUGUUAGUUCUCUGUUUCUCCGGCAAUCCAAAGGGAAAUAGGCAGAAACUUGCUGCUCAGAGGCCAUUUGUAAAUUCUAAUUUCAUGACUACAUAACUAAGUAGUUUCUUUUACUUAGUUGAGUUGUAGCUUAAUUACCAGAGAUCCUAAUUUUUAGAAUGUCUCUGUAUAAAAUUAGAACAGAAUUGCAUCAUGUAAUGUUAUUAAUCUUUAGAGUUGUUUAUUCAUCCUCCUUCAAAAAGUUUUGUGUCUCUUUUCUAUC